GAUGGCGGUAACUGCAUCAAUGAACCGUCGUCGAUUGGAAACCCCAAGUAUGAACGGGGAUGCUGAGGCGGACUAUGUGUUAGCAGAGCAGGAACUUGGUAAACUCCAUCGGGAAUAUCGCAUCCUCAAGAACCAAAGAAGGGCUUAUCUUGAAGAGUCGCAAAACAUCAUCCGUAAACAAAAUGGUCAUAUCGAAUCCUUGAAGAAUGAGCGAUCGGAGAUGGAUACGGACCUGCGUCUUGCUAACAGUACCAGGGUUUGUGGAAAGGAUGCCAUUGAUGAAGGGCUAAUGAAAACACUCCUGCAGAAUUACAUCGAGUAUAAAACACUCUGCGUCAAUGAGAAGGAGGAGAUCCGUGUAUUGGAUAAACAGACACGAGUGAUAGGAGAAGCCAUGAGAAAGUACCGUAUGGAGACUAAAGGCCGAUCAGAGAUGAAUCGCUAUCAACUUAUUACCACCAAACGAACAAGAGUCAUGGAAAACAGACUAUACCGAUCCACAGUGACUUUCAACAAGGCACUCCGAAAGAACAGUGACCUACGAGAGAGAAUCGAAGAACUGAGACGGGAACGGAGGUUGUACGAUGCUCUCUACCGAAAGAUGUGCUCUGACCAAAAUGACCUCAAGGUCGAGAUGAAUGAAAUCAUCCAACAAUCUACAUCAGCAUACGAUUCAAGAGAUGAAGCCCACAACAAAAUGGCAGCUCUUCGUGAGAGGCUCGAAAAGGAUCAGAAUAUGUUCAACAUGGAGGUCAAAGGUCUUCAGCGAAUCGUGGACCAUGAAGAGAAGCUGAAAGCCUUCAUGAAUGUCAAGGCUCAGGAUAGGACUGAACAUCUCAAGGCUACUAAUGAAGAGGUUCAAAGAAGAAAACAAAAGCAUGGACAGGUAGAUCCAGAGGAGACAAACCUCAAUACCUUGGAGCUGUCUUUCAUUCGGCUCCGAUCAGCGACGGGUGAAGCCGACCUCGAUAAACUCGUCCGCCGUUUCAUCUACCGAGAAGGACUCAAUUUCGCUCUCUUCAACUAUGUCAACGAGGUCAACGAUGACAUCGAACUUCUCCAAGAGGAGAUCAAGAAAAUCGAGAAUGAUAUGAAGGGUUUCAAGAGUCAAGGGAUGGCCUUAGAAGGAGAGAGGCUUAACAUAAUGAAGCAAUUGGAGGCGAAUGCUAAUUCUGUCACCAAGUCAGCUAACCGUUUCGAAGGAAACGUGAAGAAGGUUUCAAAGCGACUCCAUCGCUUAAUGUCUGCAGUGGCGAGCACUGUCCGAAAACUGGGCUGCGACCAAACGGGCGUCAUGAAGCGGCUAGGAGCUAGGGAUGGUAUUACCGAGUUCGAUGCCAUGGCCUACCUAGGACUCAUUGAACAAACCAUGAAUGAUCUGUUGCUAAUCGACAAAUGCAGAGAACACAAGAGAUCGAUUGUACCUAAAGCUGAAGAUAAACAAGGUGGCAACCAACAAGACGGUCCAAAGGCAGCAGGAAGUGUGAUCAUGCCAAGACGCAUACCCGUUCCGACUGUCGAGGUCACUAUUAACCCUCCAACAAUCAGAGAUGAAAUGGAUGUCAGCGAGUAUUCCUCAUCCGCCGAGGUUCUAAACACAAGUGACCAACCCCUGACCCUCGAACAGGUUAAACGGAAGGUUACUCGAAGACUGCAGCGUCUUGAAGCUCAGAGGAUCAAGAGCGGUGGCAAACCAAUAAAGCCCACACAAAAGUCGACAACCGAGUCGCCGCAGAAUGGAGCAUCAGCCUAACGAUCCCACGCAGGAACUACCAAACAUGCCAAAGACGCGAUGGUUCUAAAUUAUACAAGCAGUGCAGAAUGGGAGGAAUGAGGGCGGUUGAGGAAGGGGGGGGGGUACACAAAAAAUGGGAUGGCAAUGGCUUGAGUGAGGGGUUAGGACCCUUAAACAAGGAAUAUUGUUGGUCAGUGGUCAAAACGAAAACUUGAUUUUUUUUCUUACUUUUGGGUGUAAAAAAGGAGGAAAAGAAAGUUUGAAUUUCUCUUUAUUUUACUAGUUAUCAAGGCCAUGUUUCACGAAACUUGUUUUGAACAAGUACCCAACAAUACCUUGUCAAAAUUUGUUUUUCCUUUUUUUUCCAACCUGUCUUUUGUCCAUAUAACAUGCCAAAGGGACAGAGCGUCACAUUAUUUCAAAAGUUCGUUAUAGCGAAUGGUCAUCAGUCCGAAGUUUCGUUAUUCUGAAAUAAAAAAAAAUCAAUAGUUUGAGGACAAAACUUCUGAAUAACGAACUUAACCUUCCGAAUAACUAACCCGUUUGUUCUAUAUAGUAUAUCGUGUUUAGGCCUAUUAACGAACCUUGAAAAGAUUGGUACAACUUUGGGGGGGGGGAUUAACGAACCCUUUUUCCUGUUUGGACUAGGAACCUUCAGAUUAUAAAGAGCGCAUAUUAUUAUCCUAGCUGUUAUGUCAGCGUCAGCCAUGGUAUUUUUGUUCUUCACUUUUCUGAAUAUUAAUGUUUUUGGUGAUAUGAGGGUAAUUUAGCCCUCAGCUAUAAUUGAAUGGCAGAAUAUCAGAAGCUGAUGCCAGCAGAAGCCGUCGAUUUCAAGUUUGAGGAAAAAUCCUGGGGUUCAAGUUUAAUUUAUUAGGUGAUUUCGAGUUCGGUGUUGGUGCAGGUGUUGAUGGUGGAAGCAUAAUUUUCACUGCUUUCCAUUUACAGCUCCAGCACCAGUCCUUAUCGAGUUAAAAAAAAUAAUAUUGAUAGCAUAAUACCAGGUACAGGAGGUCUUGUCCCAAGUCUAAAUAUCAUUCUUUUCUUUUCUUCUUUGGUGCUUAUAUCAGCCUUGAUCCAGCAUCAACAACAAAUACCAACACCAAACUUGAAAUCACCCAACAUGCCCAAUGUGUUUGAAUUUGGAAGACUUAAGAGGACCGUUUUAUGAAAGGUCUUGUCGAUCGUUUUGUCCGACAGUUACCAUAGGAACAGAAGUUCUCGGUCAAUCUAAAUCAAGUAAAAAGUUGUUAGAUUACCAACUUAUCAGAGAAAUAUUGAUGAAACGCACCAUGCGCAUGAUUUCGACCCAUGCUGCACUUCUGAAAGCCAAGUUCGAGUUCUGUGCCCUGUAAUCGCCAUUAUUCAAAUUUACGAUCAACUCUAAUGUACGGUAUCUAAGUUUUCCUAUAUGGUUUGCCAUAAGAUGUUUGGUGAAAUCUACAAUUGAUCAUAUCAUUAAAACUUUAAUGUUAUAGGGCAAUAUAUUGAAUUACUAACCUGUAUAUCAGUUGUGUAAAAAUAAUGUCCCCACAAAAAUUCAGCUUCGUUAAGUCAAACUUUUGAGAGUGAAGCCACCCCCCCCCAAAAAAACACAGAAUAAAAUGAAGCAUUGUUUCGGUAUUGCCCAGUAAGAGUAAAAUAAAUAGGCCUAAUGUUGAUUCUGAAAUUUGUAUCAUUUUAAGAGACCAUUGUCAAUGAUGAGCUACCCUCAGUAUGUAGAACAUGAAUAAAAGUAAUUGAAACAAAAUGAAAGAAUUGUAUUGAUUUUCAUCUGAUAUUUUGUUCUUUUUUCUUAAAACAUAUACAACCAAUGACCUAUCGCUUUUGCUUGGUGUCAAAGAAAAAAAAAAACGGGAGCGGUAUCAGGAUAGAGGCCUAUAUUUUCACAGGCAAAUUGACCUGUUUCCUUUCACUUUCCUCCGGUCUACUGUUAUGAAUUCUCAAUUCGCCAUAUAUUUUCAAAGGUAAAAACAUUAAUACAUUUCUAAAAGUUACAAUACAAUGGAGGAAGCAACUUAGUAGGCAAAGAGUGUGACGAGUGCAGACAAUAAAGACACAAUAUGGCUAUGGUAAAACUUAUUCAUACA
Messenger RNA from Lytechinus variegatus (green sea urchin), 3822 nucleotides. Its product is annotated as coiled-coil domain-containing protein 63-like. Gene Ontology annotation, biological process: cilium movement; outer dynein arm assembly. The transcript is spliced from 9 exons. NCBI's taxonomy places the organism in Eukaryota, Metazoa, Echinodermata, Echinoidea, Temnopleuroida, Toxopneustidae. The coding region runs from base 2 to 1753 and encodes 583 amino acids. The record is from RefSeq and is a predicted model, not a curated record. Gene Ontology annotation, cellular component: axoneme.